GAUAAUCCUGAUGAUACCCUCUUGAUAGUUUUCUGAAGGUAAUCAUUCUAAUUUGCUAGCAAGUAGAGUCCACCUGACAAUUUAUGCUGCACAAAUAUUUCUAAUAAGUUGUAAAUAAUAAAGCGUGUUCUCCCUAACAGAGAGCACGUGUUGCGGUUGGGGGAACAAGCCACCCUGCCGUUACUGGGCAGAUUUUGUGAGGAACCCAAGCCUUUAAGUGGUUAAAAUUGGGUUGCUGGGGAGUUUUGAUUGUUGCCAAUUUGGAGGAGGGUCAGAGUCUUUAAAUACAGGGGCCAGACGUUGGACGUCCUCUUGGCCAUUUGCACCAGAUCACCCGCCUCCCUCCCUGUUAAUAGGGUGUUUUUUUCUUGAUCGCUGACCUUGCUAUGCCUGUCAUGGGGUCGUCCGCCUUGGAGCGGGGCCUGGUAGGAAUUCUGCCAUCUGGCUGAUUGGCUGGUGCCAUUUGGUCUUUGCCUACUGCAUAGCAAAUCGUCACAACUUGUAAGGUUGGCGGUUAGGCAUUGGUUAAAUUGGUGUUUGGAGGGUAAGUGCCUAUCCCUCCAAAUGAUGCGGAAAGGAAUUCCGUUAAAGGAAUCCAGGGCUUGCCAUUCUUUUCGUCCUUGUCCCUGGAAUCGGACUUGGGCCGUGCAAGCCCCACAGGAACAUGAGGGUGAGAAGUGAGGGACUGAUACCCAGCUUCAUUUUCUCACCCAAUACUUGUUUCCCACGCUGGCUUCCGGUCAUUACAGUAGCUGUUAAACCAGAAUCAAAUCAACCCCCUCCCCCAAUAAAAUACAAUGACCCUACAAGACAACUCAAAGACUAGCUUAACAAUCAGAGGGCUGAAAGGAAAAGAAGUACCAUUAGAACUCUUCCUAAAAGCCUCCAGAGAAGGAGUUCAGUCCUCCUUUGACCGUCACUGGAAAGUAGGGACACUUGGAGGGUACGGAAAGCAGAUGGUCUGUCACCGUGCUAUGGGGCCUCCUUUAUAGUGUCUCCUUCUUUGUGGGACGUACAUUUGGCUCCUUUAAACAGGCCUUAAAGACCAGCUUGUUUUAAUCUGCUUUUUGCUGGAUUUUUUGCUUGUAAUUUCAACUGUUGCUGUUAUUUUACUGCUGGUUUCAGAGCAAAUUUCUUUUCCAUGUCAUUUAUGAUGAGUUUUCAUUCCGUGUUUCGAUACCCACUUUAUAGGGAUUUGAUGUGUGAACUGAGGUCUUUUUACUGUGAAAGGUGGAAUGAAAUAUUUAAGUAAAUCUUUUUAAAAAAUGCUUUGAAACUGUUUAGGGCUGGUUUCUGAAUGCAGAGACACCUAAUGACUUGAUUUGUGGCCAUAGUGAAUGCCUCCCUAAGUCCCUUUCACAUAGAUGGGCACAACUUCAACAUCAUAGAUGGUUAGGAGAAGAUUGGUCUGAAAGCCAGUCAGAUUUAGGUCAGGUGUGAAUUGAUAAUAUGAACUGGCUUCCUUCCAACAUGUGGCCUGGAGCUGAAGGAGAGAAUCGAGAGACUGGGCAGCUCCUGGGACAAUGCUUUGACAAAGUUAGCAUGUGCCGGGCCUUCAGUUUCACGCUUGAGUUCAUCUCCUCAGCGUAAGUGACUGGAGUCAUGACUGCCUUCACCACGCAGUGCAUUAAUGGGUUGAGACAUAUCUGGAUUUCCUGAAUGAUGUAUGAUAGGUGACAAACUGGUGCCCACUGAGGCUUGAGGGAGACCUGGAAGAAUAUCGUAGCUAGGUGUAAAUUAAAAGAAAGUGUCAGUUGUAGACACUUUGAAAUAGUUCCAGAAUAACAGCUGUCACCAUUUCCCCUGGAGGCUCCAAUUUCUAUGAUGUGAGUGCAAAGUGUUUCCUCGCUAGUUCGUAAGUUCUAAAUGCUGACACAACUGAAAUUCAGUCACUAAACACCAGGAUUUCAGCUUCCAGAGAAGCUAUUCCAUUCUCCCCUGCUUAUAAUUGAGCUUUAGACAAUAAGCACAGAGGUAAGCUUCCUAAUUAGAAGCGAUUGCUAGUUUUGAAAUCAUCUAAAGAUGAGAGAACUGCCCUUUUAUAUAAGACAUGCUUGCUAUAUAAUGUUAUUGGUUUGAAAGGCUGGUAUAUUAGUGGUGACUAAGACCUAAUUUAAAUGGGAUGCUCACUGAAAUGAGUGACGGGCAAUGCAUAGACCUAUGCAAGCAUUACAGCUGGCUGACACCUCAUUUCAAUGCCAGUGUGCCAGUCUGUAAACUUGCAGUGCCAGACCCUCCAAAUGUCUAUUUUCCAGGGAUGUGCCUGAUUUAGUGAAGCUGUUCCAGUUUCUGAUUUGAUCCCCGAAAGUCCUGCUUUUCCUUAGGACGUCCCUAUUUUAAUUGGAGAAAUGUUGGAGUCAACCGACCCCCAAGCCGUCUGAAGGCAAUCCUGUACAGUAGCUCUUCAGCUUACGUAACUCUCUGGUUAUGUAAACUUCACGUUACAAAAGUGGCAAACCUGGAAGUAUUGGACUGGGUUUUGUCAUGCACGCAUGUACAGAAGCGGUCUACCACCACGCACAUGUACAGAACAGUGAUCCUCGGGUUGUGGACCUCCGGAACGGAUCCCAUUUGCAACCAGAAGUACCACUGUAUAUGGAAGUUUUUUAAAAAUGUUUAUUAUAUUUUUAUAUAUGUUGGAAGCUGAUCUUAUUUUAUUUUAUUCUUAGACAGAUUUACAAAAAGAAAAAGAAAAACACACCAAUAAAUACAUUUUAGAAUGGGGCAUGAUUGGAUGUGGACACACGACACAUUUUUUAAAAAUAAAAAAAUCAAGAGUCAUUGCACUCUGCUGUGUGGGGCAGAGGGCCUUCUUGGUAGUGGCUCCCGCUCUGUGGAACACCAUCCCAUCAGAUGUCAAGGAAAUAAACAAUUACAGUAUCUGACUUUUAGAAGACAUCUAAAGGCAGUCCUGUAUUGGGAAGUUUUUAAUAUAUGAUGUUUUAUUGUGUUUUUAAUAUUCUGUUGGGAGCUGCCCAGAGUGGCUGGAGGAACCCAGCCAGAUGAGCGGGGUAUGAACAAAAAAUUGUUGUUGUUUUUGUCAAGGUAACUCUAGAUGUGAGAGACAUUUGACCCAUGCCUAAUAUUUGUCGAAAACUUAUUUAUUUUUUUGUUGGCCAUGGCAUCUGACUUGUUGGCCAACAUGCUUGUUAGAACUAUUGGCCAUGUGCUGAUCAACUAUAGAAGAGUUGGCUGUGGCAUCACCAGAAAGCAGUUGACUUCAGAGGAUUUGGUUCCUUGUGUGAAAUUGAAGCCCUUUGUUUUCCAAAUAGCUUCUUCCUCCUUCUGUGGUGUGUGAUAUGCCUUUGCUUCAUUCUCCCUUCCCCAAAAAAUCUCCCUGUGGCCGUUCCUUUGCACACAGAAUAAAGAAAGCUCCUUUGGUUGUGGGCUCUCUGUUUUCAUUGCAAUUACUUGCCCCUGACCUUUCCUAAAACGUGUAAAAUCACAAGGAGAUCCGCAUGAAAGGAAUCAUGUGCUGCCAGAGUACUUAUCCGGGGAAGCUCAUUGAAGUAGAAAGGGAUUAAGAGGAGCAAGAAAGAGAGAGAGAGAGGGUCACGCCAAACCAAAUUGUUGGCAAGGCUGGGAUUAGAAAGCAGACAGAAAUCCAAAACAAAAUAGUUCGGCUUGGUUUAGGGCAGCAGCUGCAGCAAGAACUGCAACCUAAAAGUACAAUCAGCCAAGAAGAAAAAAACAAUUAACCAAUAAAGAAGAUAACAAAGCAGAGAAAUCUUCUGGAAAAAGUAUGUAUUAAGAUUGUUUUGUUGUCAACAAAGUGAUAAAAUGCUGAUGUGUAUAGGAACAAAUUUGUGGGAUUUGGGGAUGAAGGGCAGUUUGGAGAUGCAUCUGCUAGAGCAGGAAUGCAGAAUGAUCUCUUGCAAGCAGCUGCCUGACUGGAGUAUUCUAAUAAUCAGUGCAUGGAAAACUUCCCCACUUUCUUGAAUGGGAAACCCAUAAUUGUUUUGGUUGAGCAAAGGGUUGGAGUUAGAGGGAUGUGGACAGAAAUAUCUGGAUUAAAAUGGUUCUCAUAUGAAGCAAUUUAAACUGCAAUCCUUGUGUACUCAGAAAUGAGUCCUAAUGAUUUUGCAGGGGCUUACUCCCAGGUAAGCGGGAUUAGCCUAUACGUCCAGUGAGGCAGGACAUGCUCUAAGUACUCCGAAGUAGUGACACUGACUGCUGCUUAUGAUUAUGAUUGAUGAUGACGAUGCAGCGAUCCAAAAGACAAUUGCGCUAAACUCUCCCUCAAAAAUGCAAACCCUCAAAAGCAAAUAAGGAGGUUUCUUUCCAUUUGUGAAGGAACAUCGUCUACACCAAGCAAAUAUAGGGCAAAAGAUUAAGAAAGGGCCCCCAAAUGUACGGGUGAAAAGUGUGUCAUGGGUCUGAAAAGCUUGAAGAUACCUCCUCUACAGCAUUUCAAUGCCGUCUUUCAUUUUUGUUUCUUCCAUUUUAGAGUUUUCAUCGCUAUACAGAAAAGAAGUGAGUUCACUGCAUCUUGGCUCACAAGAAAGGACACUGACUUAGAUCUAUUUACUGUUUUUAUUGUUGAAUUUGGACCAUCGCUAUGCAUCUAUCCAUAUUGCUUCUCUUCGCCCUGCUCAGAGAAAUUAGUGCUCAGUUCCCCAGGCAAUGUGCUACUGUUGAUGCGCUGACAAGAGGGGAAUGCUGCCCAGACCUGUCUCCAGUGGUGGUUCCUGGUUCAGACAGGUGUGGGUCAUCUUCUGGAAGGGGGCAGUGUGUACAAGUGACAGCCGAUUCCAGACCCCAUGGACCCCAGUACAUGCACGAUGGGCGAGAUGACCGUGAACAAUGGCCUCUGCGCUUCUUCAACCGAACCUGCCAGUGCAACAGGAAUUUCUCUGGAUACAACUGCGGAGCCUGUCGAGCUGGCUGGAGUGGACCUGCCUGUGAUCAGCAGACACAAAUAGGUAAAGACAAUAACAAGAAAGAGGCAAUAUUUGUGUGUUUUGGCACAGAGGUGUCCCCCUUUUCUGAUGGUUUCAGCCUUUUCAGUAGCUUAGGCUGAUAUUUCUCUGAAAAAUUGAUCCUCCAUAAUGAUUCAGUUUUCAGAACAUCUGUGAGCUCGCAAAUGAAAUAACACUGCAUUUCAAAUGCUUUGGCAUCUGCCUCUCAAGAUUUUCUUCACAGCAGAAGUUUUCAGUCUCUUAGAAUGCAAUAACCCCCUACUCGGAAUUAAAUCUUAUUGUCUUUAGUAGACCUUACUCCUAGGCAAGUGUGUGUUGGAUUUGCAACCAAAAUCAGAAUAUAAAAGAAUUAAAAAUAGCAUAAACAACUUUUUGGAAAGGUAUGCAUUAUAAUGUCUAGAUUGGCGAUUAUGGGGCCAAAUUCAUUGCUUUGCUUAAUAGCACCAUACCUUUCUCUUUCUUCUGUAUUAGCAAACAUCCUGGGUGGGAUGAGGGAAGGAAAUACAACAGAGGCAAUAGAAUAGAAUAGAAUAGAAUAGAAUAGAAUAGAAUAGAAUAGAAUAGAAUAGAAUAGUUGGAAGGGAUCCCAAGAGUGAUCUAUUCCAACCCCAUGCAAUACAGGAAUCUCAACUAAAGCAUCCAUGACAGAUGGCCAUCCAACCUCUAUUUAAAAUCCUCCAAGGAAGAAGAGUCUACCACUGUCCAAGGGAGUCCAUUCCACUGUCAAACAUCUCUUACCAUUAGAAAGUUCUUCUUCAUGUCUAAGUUGGAAUCUCCAAUCUGUUAAAAUCAUCUUGAAUCCUGAUUCUGUCAUCUGCGGCAUUAACUACCGCUCCCAGUUUGGUGUCAUCUACAAAUUAAGAAUUCAGUAAUGAAAUGAGGUGCUAUUUGGAUUGCCAGGUGGGUUUACCACCUUCACCAACAGUUCACCUUGAAGGAGUGGCAGCAACAGGUAUUAUUCCAAUCUGAGGGGGGUUUCCAGGGAAGACAUCAGUAAGAGAUGCUACACUAUUCUAAUGGAAUGGUUUUAAGAAGAGGGCAGAGAUGUCCCAUUAUCUUGUUGUUGCCAGCGUUAGAGACAUCAGUGCUAUUUUUCUGGCAAAAGAGGUGCCGGAACUCACCAUGAACGCUUCCCUUGUUCUCUUAAAAUGGCAAUGGUGUCCACCUGAGAGAUGCCAGAACUGAGUUCUGGUGAGCUCCGGCUGAAAAAAAGCCCCUGAGAGAUAUAGUAAAAAGAUUGCAGUUCCCAGAUUCACAUGUACAGCAGCAAGCUGUGUGGUACGUUCAUUUGAUCUCUCCUUCCUGGGAGGUUUUUAAGCAGAGAUUGGCUGGCCAUCUGUCAUAGAUGCUUUAGGUGAGAUUCCUGCACUGCAGGGGGGUGGACUAGAUGACGCUUGGGUCCCUUCAGACUCUACAAUUCUAUGAUUUCUGAAUAGAUAUUUUGCACUGAAAUGCAAUAUAUCCCAACUGUGCUGCCUGCUGGAGGUGCAACCAGCUUUUAUGCCUGGCUGGCGGACCCCACAGAAGACUGGCCCUGCCAGUCCACCACCAGAGCACCACCCACUCACCAGGACCCUAAGUGACCCGAUCAAAUUUAAAAUUUGGGUGGGCAAUCCUGCCAACUGCUGUAGCCGACCGAGGCCAAUGCAGCCCUCCCUCAUUCCCCAGCAACCACACCAGGCCACAGUCGCUGCCACCAGUUAUGGUAAUUGGUAUUUAUCGCAAUUAAACUUGAUUGUUUUUCUUUAGCUCAAACCAUUAUAUUAUCAUAACAAAACUCAGCGUUUGGGGCUGGUUCAUAUUAUGCACGUGUAACACCUGGUGGCAGGCCAGUGUGUGAAAGCAAACCUUUAGGUGUCCCAUGUCUUUUGAAUUCCUGGAAGAUUAAUAAAUUCUGGCUCACAGGAUACAAACAUAACUAAUAACCUGAGGAGGAAACAGCUGAGUGGCCUGUGAUACAUAGAAAUCUACUGGCACUGACAAAUGCACAUCUGCACCAUCUGCACUGUGAAUGACCAAGAGUUAUGCGCUAGCCAUAUUCAUGUAACUUUCUGCUACUCAAGACAUCCAUACGUGUGUUUGUGUCUGUUUGAAUUGUCAGCAAAAGGGAUUCCGGUGUUGAGUUAUGUGUGCAGAAAGAGACUCUCUGUAUCUGCCCAUAGUCCACAUCAGCAGAGGAAUCGUGGUGAAAUUUGUGUGUGCACUAAACAGAUGCUUGACAUGUCCCUGGUUCCUACAGUUUGCUUAAGGUAAUUCCUGGAUAGGAAUGAAGCUCCAUUGUGUAAAUAUGGACACUGUCCUUGAAAUAUUAUAGAUUAUAGAUCAUCAGAAGUUACUAUUUGCUUUGGCAAUGGAAUCUCCAUCUCUUCUUAGAGUUCCAAUUCCCAAAUCUUGAAAUCCAUAAUGGAAGAUUAAGAGAAAACUUUGGAUUUAACUCCUGUAUUUAUUCCUGAAUAAAAUACAACAAUUACAUCAUGCUGGAGAAGCCAAGUUCUGAUUCUGAAGGCUUGGGCUUCAUGGAUAUUCCUUUUUAUAUUGGCAACUGAUAGGCAUGAAUUAUUGGUUUCCUUUUUAUAUUUCCCUUUAAUCCAUAAUAUGAUGUAUUUUUAACCUUUAGUCAGAAGAAACCUUCUGGAUCUGAGUAAUGAAGAAAGGAAUCGCUUCCUAAGAGCAUUGCAACAGGCCAAGAAUACAAUUCACCCUGACAUUGUGAUAGCCACAAGGAGACGUGAGGAGAUAUUGGGCCCUGAUGGCAAUACACCACAAUUUGAAAAUGUGUCCAUUUAUAAUUAUUUUGUGUGGUCCCAUUAUUACUCUGUCAGAAAGACAUUUCUUGGACCAGGGCAGCAGAGCUUUGGUGGAAUAGAUUUCUCCCAUGAAGGACCAGCUUUUCUCACCUGGCAUAGAUACCAUCUACUACAGUUGGAGAGAGACUUGCAGGUAAUGGCCUUUCUGUGAUGCACAUGCUAUGCUAACAAGUCAAGGUGUGAACACGUUCCAAAAUGUCUCCCUUUAAGGAACAUCAUCCCCAUUCCCAUCCAUAUAGUGAAACAUUACUAGACUGGCAUCAUAGGAAGAAAUGUCAUGAUUUAACAAGCUCAGGAUUUCAUCUGGUUUUCACCUGCAGCUCAAUGUAGCUCAUCAUUAACCCAGGUUGUUGUUGUUGUUCAUUUCAUCAGGACAUGCUACAGGAUCCUUUCUUUGCCCUCCCCUACUGGAACUUCGCAACAGGUAGAAACACUUGUGACAUUUGCACAGAUGACCUCAUGGGAGCAAGAAGCAAUUUUGACACCACUCUGAUAAGCCAAAACUCAAUCUUCUCUCAGUGGCGUGUUUUGUGUGAGGAGAUUGACGACUACGACACGCUGGGUACCAUUUGUAACAGUAAGUCUGUGUUCUUUGGGUAUACUUUGUUGUUGCUAGGCCCCUGGCCCCCAAAGAGCUAAUAUUUUCACAGAUUCCAGGCCAUUUUGCCUCCUCGUCUUCUUCCUUUGAUGGCCAGAACUGGAAACAAAGAGGCAAGACAGGAGCAGUGGUGGAUCUUGGGGCCUCAAGUUUCAGCAAUGCCAAAAUUCAGCACUCCUCCGGCCUCUUGCAAUCCUUUCUAGAUUAUUGUUGUGGUGUCUGCUGUUGCACCCCGAGGCUUUGCUCCGAGUGUCACCAAACCAGUUGUGCUCCCCUAACAGGAGAAUGGGACAGUUGCACUAGAGUUGUAUUUUAUUAUUUACAAAGUGUAAAUAAGAGUACAGGAAGCUCACCAAAAACUAAUCAAGUUAACUGUGGCUGGUAAGCCAACCUCUGCCUAAGACAAGAGGCACAGUUCCUCCUUUCCUCCUUAUCUGAGCUGCAUCAUUAAAACCAAUAGGGAUGUGUUCCUGUCCCAUCCAUUCCUGAGGCCCUGCAACUCUGACCAGGUGUUGCAGAUCAGCCUCAAAGGUACCCUGUAUGCUGCCUAUGGCUCCUACAACCCUGUGUGAUGGGUGUUAGGAAAUGCCCAUCACCCACCAAGAUACAUGAGCCUAAUCAAUUUCCUGCCAUCUUCAUUUUCCACACCUUCCUGCCCCAAAUUGACUACCACACCAAGCAAAUAUUGACUAGAUGAGUUUUAUAGUUGAUGCAGCAAAAAAAAGAAAAUGCUUGACAGAUACAUAUGCUUUGCUUCCAUGGAACAUGGUGGCCUAGGGUGUUGGUCUUCAACUGAUGGGUUGGGACACAUCACUGGGUCACAGACUGUUCCAGGGUGGAUCAAAACAGGAACACUACCACCAUGCAAAUAAGUGGUAAAUUAUUAAGAAAUGGGUACAUAUUUGAGUUAAAAGUGGUUCCUGGGUCUGAAAUAGUUGAAGAUACCUUGCCUUGGAUAGCUCAUUAUCUUGGCAUUGUUCCAUAUAUGCUUUGUCUGAUCUUAGAUCAGCAGUAAAAGAGUCUAGAAUCCUUUAUUGGUCAUUGUUGAGAGUCAGCAUAAUUCUCACACUAUACUGACUCUGGAGCUUGGGGGUUCUCUGCUUGAGCACCAGUUCCCAGUGCCCCAAGCAGAACCUGAUUUUACCACCAUGGGUUGGAUCCAAUGCAUGUGCAGAAUAAUUUGCACACAUGCAAUGGAACUUCCUAUCCCAAACCUACCCCAACCUACAGGCACAUGCAGAGAGAGAGAGAGAGAGAGAGAGAGAGAGAGAGAGAGGAGUGUCUGGUUGGCCACUAUGAGAAUAGGAUGCUGAACUGGAUGGGCCACUUAUUCCCAGGCAAGUGUGCAUAUAAGAUUGCAAUUGACUGCAACUUUUGAGCAGGGAUCAUCGUGGUCAGUUACAUAGGUUGGCAUGGCCAUAGUUCUCACUGUGAUACCCGACAAUGAUUAUUAAUAGCUUAGCUCUCACUGCAGCAGAACUAUUUCCAAGGCAGCAAGGCUACAGCUCUCUUAUGCAUGUCUGAUGGUAUUGCCACUGAAAAGUCUUUUGCAACGAUUCAAGCGGUGCACAGAGUGGCCCUUAGCCAAAAGCCAAAGACAUUGCCUGUUUUCUCUGAGUCUGACCCUCUCUUUCCUAGGCUUUGUAGUCUGCAAACACAUCAAAGCUCACCCUCUUUCUGCUCCCUCCCCUUCCUUCAUACGCCAGGCACAGAAGGAGGCCCAAUUAGACGAAACCCUGCUGGAAAUGUUGCCCGCCCAAUGGUGCAGCGCCUGCCUGAGCCACAGGAUGUUGCUCUUUGCUUAGAAGUCGGAUUGUUCGAUACGCCUCCGUUCUAUUCAAAUUCAACAGACAGCUUUCGUAAUACAGUGGAAGGCAAGUAAUUCUCAAAUAAAAGGUCUGAAACCAGAGGGACGUGGAGCUCGCCGUACUCACCGAGUUUGCACAGGGUGAAAAGUAGUCAAGUUAUUUUGCAAGAGAAAGAAUCUAUUUAGCAAACCAUCUUUUUUUAUAUACCAAUACAUCAUUAUGUGAGGAAAGUAUUCUCAAGAUCUGGAAGUCAGAUUGGGUGAAAUGGGGACCCCGGUGUAUCGUUUAUGUUUUCAUAAACUGGAACAGGUUAUAAUAAUGUACAUUUCAUUCCUUCCUUCAUUAAUUAAUAGAAUAUUUAUAAACCACCAACUAUCACGCCAGUUUCAUUGUGAUCACAAAAACAUCAUAAAAUUGCAAAUGCAUAUUUUUGUUCUUGUCCUAAAUGCAAGACUUACAUUCUGACCUAGAUAGUACUGAUCUGGACGGACCAAGGUUCUUACUCAUAUGUGAGUCAGUUUCUUAUGUUCCCCUGACAUUUACAGAGAGAGAUGCAUGGGGAAAUAUUGCUGUACUAUAUUUGUUUAAAUAUAAAGCCAAUGCAGAAUUUAACAUUUAAUUCUGUUCAGCCCAGUUUGAGCUCUUGGCCUCACUGCAGAAGAAGGCAGAAUAUUCCCCACCUAAUUAUUUCAGUUCUUCUGAUGACCAAGAUUCUGACAUUACAAGAAUUUGUUUAGUGGUGCUGGAGAAUCAGCGCUGAGAAUUUCUGGGCUCCCUGAAGCAGAAGGUCCUUCUCCAAAGUCAAUCUGCUGGCAGCCAUUCAGGAAAAGACAUGUGGGGAGCUGGAGGAACAGCUGGCCCAUUAGGAUACAUAAGAACAUCUUGACACUUGUGUCGACGGCUAGAAAAUGCACGUGGUGGUUUCAAUUAUGUUUGCUGCCAUUCCGACCCAGAAGCUGCCGCUGUAGCUCAGUGCAAGACAGAUUUGUGUUUGUGUUUCACCACCAACGUGCAACAUUCCACUUUGCUUGCGCAACAAACCCACGAGCAAGCAAAUCACUUUGUAUUCAUAGAGUAUCAUUAUUUAAUCUCAAAGUUGAGUGUCCCGAGGAAAUAGCAAUCGUGUGCAUUUGAAAGAGUCUGUGAUAUGCAAGGAGCAAUGCCAUUUAUUUAAAGAAGUCAAGAGAGUGGUCCAAAAUCAUGGCAAACUGAAUUAUAACCAGCUGCUUUAAUCUCACUGCUGUUUCCAAUUUACACCUCUUCUUUAUUCUUACGCGCAGGUUACAGCGACCCUUCGGGGAAGUACAAUCCAGCCGUACGUAGCCUUCACAAUCUGGCCCAUCUGUUUUUGAACGGCACGGGAGGGCAAACCCAUUUGUCCCCAAAUGAUCCCAUUUUUGUCCUCCUGCACACAUUCACCGACGCUCUUUUUGACGAAUGGUUGAGAAGGCAUAAUCCUGGUGAGUUCUUGUGGUUCACAUUAUUUAACCUUCAGGCAAAGAGAACAAUUUGCCCACUGCCCGAGUCCCACUCAGCAAAGUGGGUGAGAUGCAAAGGACAGGCUUCUGUUCCCACUUGCACAAACAAGCUGCUAUGAUCCCCUUGCAACAACACAGCCCUUUCAGAGGCCUGGGCUUGAGGAUCAGGGGCACAAUCACAUCCUUUUACUCCUGUCUUCAGAAGCAGAAUAAUAUUUAGCCAAAGAAGGAGCUAUUGUCUUGGUUGAUGAUGCAGGAUAAAUUACACCCAGGGAUCACAAGAUCUUAAUGGAGUUUCCCCAGGUCAGUUGACCGGAACAGCAGAAAUAGUUACAUACUCUUUUCUAAUUGCAUAAAUUCACAAAUCACACACUGCUGCCCUUCAUUCUCUACCUCUCUUGCAAAAAAAGAAGAGGGGAAAAGGAUAAAUCAAACAAUGUACUUGCUGUCACAGGGUAUAUAUUUGCAUAUAGUCUUAAAAAAAAUCCUCUAGCCAUUUUUGUGCGUGUCUUACAAUAAGUCAAGUGGCAAUUCUGGCAAGUUCAAAAGAGCUGUUUGUUACUGCUGUAAAAUCACAUAAGUUCGUGUCAUGUUCCCCUAACAAAUACAAAAGAAAAGCAGAUGGCAUGGCAGGAGGCAGCCAGUCUCUCUGGGUUUCUGGGCAAAGAAAGAGCAAAAGGAAGGAGAACAGAGAAGAAGCAAACAUACAGGGCUUCAGAGUAUGUUUUUCGACUGCAUUUGCAGGGGUUGACUCUAAGGGUGCUCAGAAGCUUAUCAGGAAAUUCAAUUGUUGAUGGAUAAACAUCCUUGACCAAUUGCUUGUCCACCUUUGCUGAUCUCCUCCUGCACCUCCUGCAAUGAAAAGUCACGGGAAAAUGUUCGGCAUGAGCCCUCUCUCUGCUUCUGUGAGGGUAACAAUGAGGUUAGAAGGACAUCACUGGUGUCCCCUGCAAGGAUGUCCCAGAUUGCUUAUUUAUUACAUUUGUUGGUCACCUGACAUGGAAGCCUCAGGGAGAAGGGUCACCAACCCAUCACCUAUGGGUGCCAAUGUACUUCUAAUGGCACUCAUGAAUGGUGUCAGCAAAUAGCCUCUCAAGAAUCCACAGUGCAUGAGAGACUGUUUGCUCUUCCUGCUCAGUUCCUGUUUGCAUUUUCUUAACCCCACCGGCAUUGAACACGUUGCCUUAAAGAUGACCAGCCCAGUGUACAUUGAAUGCCAGGACUGGACAACCUUUCAUUAUGAACAAGAGAGAAGUGUAAAGAGCUUCACUCUGCUUGUGGACUGUUUCAUCGUCUUCCCAUUAAUCAUUCAUUCAUCCCACACUUUUCAUUCCCCUCGCUUUCCAAACUGCAAAAACUUGGGUGUAGGAAUGCUUUUGUUCUGCUAGGGUAACAAAACACUUCAACCAACUCUAAUGGCACAAAUCUACAGUUCUGGUACGCACUUAAAAUCCCUAUUGCAAAAUAUUGACAGUCUGGAGGCACCCUAAUUGUUUGUAAUCUGGGAGUGGCCACAAAGACUCCAUGUGAAUUUUGUUAUCUUUACCAAGUUUCUGAAACUGAACAAGCAAAACAUUUCCCCCCCUUUAGAUAUCUCGAUCUACCCACUAGAGAAUGCCCCCAUUGGACAUAACAGACGGUACAACAUGGUACCAUUCUGGCCCCCCGUGGCCAACAAUGAGAUGUUUGUUACAGCACCAGGAAAUCUGGGAUACAGUUAUGAAGUUCAGUGGCCAAGUAAGUUAUUAAGCCUCUCCUUUUCAUUACAUAACUCUUUCUUCUUUUCUGUUCAAGUGGUUCAAAUUUUGAUUUACUAUUUACAAAUAUUAUGUGCAUGAAAUAGCUAUUAAGGGCUGUGCUCCUUUCCAUGGCUGCUUAAACUUGAACUGUAUCUAAUUUGAAGCCUAACAGAAAUCACUGGUUUUUCAAUCUAUGUAGUUUGCUUCACCUGCUUUAAUGAACAAAGAAACAUUGAGGGGGAAAUGCACAUUUUUGGUAUCAUCAAAUGAUAACACUGAAUAUUCAGGAUUCAACAACUGAGUCAAUGGAGCAAAGAAAGCAAUAAAAAACAAGUGUGAUCCAAAAAGACACUAUCAGAGGAGUAGAUUGGUUCCUUAGUUUGCCCUUGCUUUCCCCAUGUUUACAAUUCAGAAAUAAUUCAUGCUCUUUUCUAAGGAAGGUCAGUUUGGAUAUAUUAAUGCACAAAUUCUGAAUACAUAGCCUAAUGAUAGUCUAUUAAAAAAGAAGUUUCCCUGUUCUGAUUUACAGAGGAAAUAAUUCAGGUUGCAUGAGUUGAAUUAAGUCCCUCAGAAACCCACCAUCACACAGUUCUUGAAUUGCUGUGGAACUUCGUAUUAGACAGAAAGAAGUACUUCAAUAAUAAUAAUAAUAAUAAUAAUAAUAAUAAUAAUAAUUUUAUUAAGACUAUUACAAUGAGAUAAAGUAAAAGAAAGAAAUGUAUAAAACAUUUUUAAAGUUGCAAUCAACAGCAACUUGAAAUGACUGGGACUUGUUAUUAUUGAUAAUCUCUAAAAAGAAUAUUCAAAUGGAUUAGACUUUUAGCUACAUCCAGUGAUGUAGCGUGGAUUCUCAGCAUCUGGGGUGUGCAGUCUGAGUCAGCGGCGGGUGAGGUGAGGGAGAAAGAGGCUCAAAACCGCCCCUCGAUGAGGGCAGAUCUGAGGACUGAGGCACCCCAUUUGCAAAGGAGGCAGCGGCUACCGGAGCCUCUUGCCUCUCCUUGGUGGGUGGCAGCAGCGCCCUCCGUCUCCCUUGACUGGCCCAGGGGUGGGGCAUGUGCAGAUGUCCCUUCACCAUCCACAAGGGGGGGAAUGUGCUGCCCCAGCCCAGGUGUGAAUUAGAAGAUUGAGGGGGCCUGGUGUGAGGGGGCCUGCUUGCACCCCCUCACACCCUUUCACAAAUCUGCACCAGGGCCAUGACCCCCCUGACCCUCUCCGUCUACAUCACUCAAGACUUUAACCCUGUGUGCCCUUCCUUCUGUUUCUUUCUAGCUCGGGCUCUCCAAGUCACGGAAAUCAUCACUAUUGCCAUUGUCACUGCCUUGAUCCUAGUUGCAAUUAUAUUCGCUGCUGCCACUUGCAUUGUCCGUGCCAGGAGAAACAAGGAUGAUCUUCAUCAGCCGCUUCUCACGGACCAGUACCAGACCUACUCAGACGAUUAUGAUAGCAUACCAACCCCAAGCCACUCUAUGGUGUGAAGUGUCAGCAGUUUAUCUGCACUCUGUAGCAUUUGCUCUUUCUGAUCUGAUUCACAAUAAAGAACAUGAAGAGUGACAAAGCCUUCCUUAGAUUUCAUCUUGCCAGGGAAACCUUGAGUCACUUGUGUUAGACUGGCUCAAAAUUUCCCUCAAGUUCACUCGCUUCACUCCUUAGCCACCUACCUAUGAAAUAAACGUCCUGUACAUCC
Molecule: messenger RNA, 15033 nt
Organism: Podarcis lilfordi (Lilford's wall lizard)
Lineage: Eukaryota; Metazoa; Chordata; Lepidosauria; Squamata; Lacertidae
Source: the annotation of a GenBank genome assembly